UGGAGAGGAGGAGGACGAACGAGCAGGCUGCGAUGUUUUCAAAAGGCGGCGAUGAACGUCACACUGCCGUAGGCUACGGUUAACGUCCGAGCUUUUUCCCCCUGUUUGCAAGCGGGGGCGGGUUGGGGUGGGGGGGACGAACGAACGAAUAACGGUUUCACGUUGAGCCACCCACGGAUGAGUCGACGGCAGCCAACGUUAUAGGUGCAUGAUGAACCCGCUGAGCUGUCGCAGCUAGUCUGAUGCCACACCAUGGCCAAACCUGGGAGCGACAGAGAUGGCGCCAUGGUGGAAAAGCAAGCGGGAAAGAAGUGCAAAGAGAAGUUGUCCCCCUUCACCAAAACGCCCAAGCUGGACCGGAGCGAGUUGCUGGUAAAGGACGGAAAAGUGAAGUCGUCCAUGAAACGCAAGCUAUCCUUCACGAACAGUCCACCCCGGGCUACGACGGAGGAGCGAGACUCCGACACCGAUGAGUCAGACCCAGGCCAGUGCGCUGAGACCUGGGGGGAGAGAUUAGCGGCCCCCUGCCGGACAUACGCAGAUAAGGAUGGACCAGAUAAGAAGAAGGUGAAAAAGGAGGCCAGUGGCAAGAAGUCCCAAGCCCCCAACCUUUUAUUUGGCUACCCGCUGUCCGAGCGCAAGCAGAUGGCUCUGCUCAUGAAAAUGACAGCCACCAGUCCAGAUUCCACGCCUAGCCACCCCUCGCAGACCACGCCUGUCCCAAAGAAAGUCCCCAGCAGCUCCUCGUCAAGGCAGAAGGACAAGGUCAACAAGCGGAACGAACGCGGCGAGACCCCCCUGCACAUGGCGGCUAUUCGGGGUGAUGCAAAGCAAGUGAAGGAGCUCAUCAGCUUGGGAGCUGAUGUAAACGUCAAGGACUUUGCAGGUUGGACACCACUUCACGAAGCUUGUAACCUGGGCUACUACGAUGUCGCGAAGGUGUUGAUAGCAGCUGGCGCGGAGGUGAACACGCAAGGUCUGGAUGAUGACACGCCUCUUCACGACGCAUCCAGCAGUGGUCAUAAAAAUAUUGUCAAGCUGCUUCUGCGGCAUGGUGGCGACGCCUUUCAGGCCAAUAAGCGCGGAGAGCGGCCAGUGGAUGUAGCCGACUCGAAGGAGCUGGAGCAGCUGUUGAAAGGAGAGGUGGUGCUGUCAGACCAAGAUGAUAGCUCUUCAGACUCUGAGGACCCACCCUCUGUCAACCCAUCCAGCAUGGAUGACAACAUGGACGACUCCGACACAGAGAAGGAUUCCGAAGCCAAAGUCAAGUCGUCGUCGUGCAUGCAGGACCUGGACGAAUACGAGUUCAAAGAUGAAGAGGAGGAGGAGGACUUGAGUAAAGCACUCAGUGACCGACAUAUCCUACGGCGAGAAUUACGGCAGAGAGAGAAAGAGGACAAGGAGUGCAACAACGUGGCCGGGAAGCAGAUUGCCAAGGGGGACACCCCUUCCAAGUGCAAGAAGCCGAAGAUGCCUCGGAUGCACUGCAGCUCGGACACAUCCAGUGAUGAGCGGGAGAGUCUCCCCGACAAGAGGAGCUCACCUACCUGUUCCCAGAGCUCAGAGGGCGUCAAGACCAAAAAGGAAUGCUGCGAGCAGAAAGACAAGGGUAAAGUCAAGAAGAAAAACAAGAGCCAGAAUAAAAAUAAAGAAAACCAAGAGGAUGGGAAGGAAAAUAGCAAGACACUUGUCCUCCAGUUGGCAACUGUAGCAGAGAGCACGGAGAAGGGCCGUGAGGAGGACUCCUUCAAGAUGUCCUUCAGUCCUAAAGAUGACUCAUCCGUACACCUCUUCCACUUGACAGCCAUCAAGUCGCCCAAACUAAACCACAGUAUGGCUGACAAGCACACCCCGCUCAAGCAGGAGAAUAGCUCGUGUCCUGCCGACACCAUCAAGUACAACCAUUACUCUGAUGUUGACUACUCCACGGAAGGCUCCAGCACCAAGGCCCACAAGCACAAGGAGAAGAGCAAGCAUCAUCAGAGGGAUGGCGAGCGUGAAGAUGGACGUGCCAGCCCUGUCAGGGAUGCCACUGUUCCAGACAGUACUGAGGUUUUAGUGCGCAAAACUGACCCCGACGGCAAAAUGGCAAAGAAGCAUAAACUAAAACACAAAGAGAAAGACAAGCAUCGGAGAGAGUAUGAGGCGGAGCGCAGCCGCCACAGGCAGAAAGACGCCAGAAGAGAUGGCCACAGGAAUCUGGAGUUUGACAGAGAAUUCUGGAAGGAGAACUUCUUCAAAAGCGACGAGACGGACGAUGUGCCGCCUGUGAAACGUGACGUGGAGGAGCACUGCUCUCUACAAAGAAUGUCUGACUGCUCCCCUUUCAAGGAGGAGAAAAAUGCUAAGGAGAAACAUUCCAGCGGCAAAGACAAACGGCCGAGGGAUGAGCGUGACAAGGACAAGGCAGUGAAAAAAGAGCGCAGGGAGGAGAGGCCUAGAGAGCGCGACGACAGAGGCGACGGCGGCGGGCGAGUUCCAGAUGCCGAGCUGCCGCAGAGCAACAGCGUAAAAGAGGAGACCGACGAGAAGCCCAUAACUCUUACAGCUGAUCAGGAACAUCUGGAGUCCCCGCGCGAGAAAACAGAAAAGCGGCUCCCUGGAAAAGAGAAAGAGCCGGAAAAAAUGGAGAGAAGGCACUCGGACAAGGAAAAAAAGCUCAAGCCAGAGCACACAGACAGAGUGGAACCACAGACUCAGUUAGAGCGCUGGAAGGAAAAAGAGCGAUCUGCAGCCGCUUCUUCUCACCUGCCAGGUGAUAAAAACUAUAAGGAGAGCGACAAAGUGAAGUCUUUAUCAUCUGCAAAGAAGCAUGAAGACAGUCGAAAGUGUCGAGACAAGCAGGACAAACGACUUGAUAGAGAAUAUAGCAUCACUGAUCACAGAGAAAAGGAUCGUGUUAGCUCAGAUAAAAAAGUUAAGCCUAUGGAGAAAACCUCAGAUCACGGCAAAUCUGAUCGCUCCAAAGAAAAAGACUGUGAACGGAAAAGAAAAGAGAAGCUAAAAGAUGCAAGUCUUUCCUCCAGUUCAAAUCUAAAAUUGCUUUUGGAAGAGAAGAAGCUUUAUCUCUCUGAGAGUGGCAAGUCUUCAUUCACAAAAUCCAAAGAGGAGGCAACAAGGACGCCAGAUAAAGAUCGGGACAGGAGGGAGAGGGACAGAGAUCUGGACAGGCACAAGGACAAGGAACGACACAAAGACCGUUCUCAGCAAACCAAGACUGGCAAAGGUAAGCCCAACGAAUUGGACGCUGAUAAGCCCAAGACUAAAACCUCUACUGUGGGAGCACGUGACGUCAGGCCGAAAGAGAAGCGCCUGGUGAACGACGACCUGAUGCAGACAAGCUUUGAGCGUAUGCUCAGCCUUAAGGACCAAGAGAUCGAGCAGUGGCACAGGAAGCACUUGGAGAAGAUCAAACAGAAGGAGCGAGAAAGGCUUAAGCAGAAACCUCUGGCAGAUGGAGGGAAAUCCAGGUCAAAAGACAGAACAAAGACUGACGCAUGCUUCAGCAAGGAGCUAAUACGUUCAAAAAGUUCUGACGCUUCCGACGCACACAACCGAGAGAAAUCCUUGAAGGAUGUCUCCAGCCUCAGGACUAUUUCUCUUGAUGGAAAAAGCCUGCCCUCCAUCGGCGCCAAAGUCAUGUCAGCGGUUGAGAACUGCCUGACCAGAUCCCCGCGGCCUGACGGUGAGCAAUGCAACCUCAUAUCUAGGUCUGUAUCCCUACUGUCUGUCGUCAGCUCUGAGGAUUCCUGCCAGGCAGCAGUGUUGACCCCCAAGCAGGUUGAAUAUGACUCUGACAUGAACCCAGAGGCGCUUGACAUCCAGCCCUCAUUCUUGCAAUCCUCCCUCGUCAUCCAGGCCACCAGAUUGCCAUCGGUUCUUGAAAAGGACUGCGUCGUGCUUCCAGAUGCGCAGCGGCAGACACUUCCCAGCAGACACGAAUCUCCUUACCUCAGGGCCAUUCUGGACGAGGAUGCUAAUGCAUCCAAUGAAUCCAGGGCAAGUAACAGUUUGCCUAAGUCCCAUGCAGAGGGUCCACGAAUGAGGGAAGCAUCAACCGAAAGAGACGAGGUAGGCAUCAUUCAACAAUGUUCAAACUCUGAAUCGGUUGAAGAGUGUAAAGAUACCGCCAGCAGUUCCUCACCAAUCAGAGAACCUCCAAGUCUCACCCUUUGUGGUAGUCCUGCAGUGGAAUCUUCAGAUGCCACUGUCAUGAGGGACAUACCCUGUCUGGAAAGUCCAACUUCACAAUUGGACGCUACCAGCAGGGACUCUGACCUAUUGUCGGCCUCUGUGUCUACAGAACCACCAAAACUCACAAAACCUGAAAUCCUCCAAACUGAAGAUUCUAUCCCAAUUAACAUUCAGCCAACAAUAUCGUCUUCAGCACAGCUUUGUGACCAAAAGGAAAAACCAUCAACCGCAGACAGCUCAGAGCACCAGAGUGCAGAAAAUAUCCCUGAAUGUGUCAACAUGGAGGACCGUCCAGUACUCUCCACUAUUGCGACUGAAUCCCUACCAAGUACAGAGUUCAAAUGUCCUCAAGAGAAUCAGGAUUUAAGACCCCCUGAUGUAGUCACCUGUGACAUUCCGAUGGAGAUGUUAGAGGAUGGGCCCAGCACAGCAAAGGAUCAAGAGAAGUGUGAUCCCCAGCAGAUCUUUGAGAAUCCUCAGACUUCUUUGCUUGAAGAUCAGCUGACUGAGUUUUCCUCAGAAUCCCACUCUGAGCCCAUGGAUGUGGACUCCUCAGACAGGAAGCCAGAGUCCUUGGCUGAACAAUCGAGCUUGGCGGCCAUGCAACCAGCAGGCAACAGUGACCUGAGCAGCAGCAGCAGCUGUAGUAGUAAUAGUAGUAGUAGUAGUAGUGGUAGCAGCAGUGCCUCAGGGAGUUCGUCCCCACAGUCCGGAGAGACGGAGUCUGACUGUUCCGACGCCAAACUCAAGCUCCGUUCCUCAGAUGAUGAUGUGGACCUGCACGUUCCGCACCCACGUAAAAGGAAGAUGCCCAAGCAACCCUCCUGCCAAGCAGGCCCAGCCCCGCAGCUGGACCAGGAACGGGAGAGAGGUGAGCCAAUCCAGCAACAGUCGCUCGCCGCCAUCGUGGCGUCGGUCAAGCUAGAGGAAAUUGAGCCUUAUCAGACUGAACGCGCCAACCCCUACUACGAGUUCCUCCACAUCCGGAGAAAGAUUGAAGAGAAGCGCAAAGUGCUCUGCAGCGUGGCGCCACAGCCGCCACAGUACUAUGACGAGUACGUCACCUUCAAUGGCUCCUAUCUCCUGGAUGGGAACCCGCUCAGCAAGCUGUGUAUUCCCACGAUAACUCCGCCGCCCUCAUUACCCGACCAGCUGAAGGAGAUGUUCAAGCAGCAGGAGAUGGUCCGCAUGAAACUGCGCCUGCAGCAUAGCAUUGAGAGGGAAAAGCUGAUUGUGUCCAACGAGCAGGAAGUCCUGCGUGUGCACUACCGGGCAGCGAGGACACUGGCAAAUCAGACGCUGCCAUUUAGCGCCUGCACUGUGUUGCUGGACGCUGAAGUUUACAACAUGCCCCAAGAAAUCCAGAAUGACGAUGGUAAAACAUCUGUGAGAGACCGAUUCAACGCCAGGCAAUUCAUGUCCUGGUUGCAAGACGUUGAUGACAAGUUUGACAAGCUCAAGACAUGCUUACUUAUGCGUCAGCAGCAUGAGGCGGCGGCACUGAAUGCUGUGCAGCGCCUAGAGUGGCAGCUCAAGCUCCAGGAGCUCGACCCGGCCACUUACAAGUCCACCAGCAUCUUUGAGAUCCCCGAGUUCUACAUCCCACUCGUGGAGGUCAACGAUGACUUCGACCUCACGCCCAUAUGAGCCUGCCAUGCCACGCCACACCACGCCACCGUCAUUACAACGGGGGUCAAAAUGUGAAGCACUUAAAGGGCAGUGCAGAGGAGAGCACUUACAACCCCGCCCUAGUGGGAUGCCGGUCCAGGAGACCAAAAGGCCCCAGUCGGCAGAGCGGGGUCCCUGGCAGGACGCCAAACGGGACGCCAGACUCUCCAGCACCAACACCGUGUCGUGUUAAGCAGGGUCUCUCUCACACACACGCACUCACACACACGAAUACAAAAUUUCAAAGUUGAGUGUGCAUACUUUUGUGUACAGAUUGUGCUCUUAAUUUUUUUUAACUUAUUUUAUACAUACAAAACCUUGUGCAUUUGUACAUAGCGAAAAAAACGUAAUUAUUAUUAUUGUUUUCAAAAGCGCUGUACAAAAAACAACCAACAAAAAAGUACUAGAUAUUUUGAUUGUAAACGUCUCCUGUUUUAAUGGACCAAAGUGUUUGUUUUCAGUGUGUUUUCCUCUUUGUCAGUGACGUCCUCGUGUGCUUUUUUCACUUUUUUAAUGUCUUUUUUUUUUGUUUAUUUGUUUCUGUUUCCCCUCACAAUUUGACACUGUGCAUGCUGUUUUUCGAAUCUCCCAAAUCCCACCCCAUGUGUACUUGCCUCCUCCUCGUGUGUGAGUGUGUGCGUGCAUGUCAUCCAACGUGUGCGUUAGAGUCCGUGGAGGAGAACGAGGGAGUCAAAAAAAAAAACUUUGACAGUUUCAACGUGACAUCACAACAAAAAGCUAUUUUUUCAACAUAACAAUGCCUUUUGCUGAACAAUAGUUCUAAAAAAAAUGUCUAUUUUAAUAUUUUCUUGUUACAUGACCUGUACAUACUUGUAAUAUAUAAUUGAAUAAAUUUUA
Messenger RNA from Corythoichthys intestinalis (scribbled pipefish), 6720 nucleotides. RefSeq names its product ankyrin repeat domain 12 (gene ankrd12). Gene Ontology annotation, cellular component: nucleoplasm. NCBI's taxonomy places the organism in Eukaryota, Metazoa, Chordata, Actinopteri, Syngnathiformes, Syngnathidae. The transcript is spliced from 13 exons. Gene Ontology annotation, molecular function: protein binding. The coding region runs from base 253 to 5841 and encodes 1862 amino acids. The record is from RefSeq and is a predicted model, not a curated record.